AUGAUGGAACUGCUGACCAACUUUCAUUUUCUGCGGCCCUAUUUUCUUUUGCUGUUGCCGAUUGUUGGGGGCGUUUGGUGGCUUUGGAUCACACGCACCGGACCACUUCAAGGGUGGGCCAGCCAGAUCGAUCCCGACCUGCUUGCCGCUUUAACGCUUCGUCGAGGCAACGCAGAGGGAGUGUUUAAAUGGAGUUCGUUGGCGGUUGUGUUGCUUAUGGUCUUCGCCAUCGCGGGACCGACCUUCCGUAUGGAGCCGAGCCCCUUUGCGGAAGAUGCUCCGCCGCUGAUGAUUUUGUUGAACGCCGACAAAGCGAUGGAACCGGACGACCAAGAAACGUCGCCGCUGAAUCAAGCGAAGUUGAAGAUUGCCGACCUGGCCGAAGCGAGAAAGGGGCAGCCAUUGGGCUUGGUCGUCUACGCCGGAUCGGCCCACUUGGUAUUGCCCCCCACGGAAGAUACGUCGGUCGUCGCUCAGAUGGCAGCGGAAGUGAGCCCGGAGAUCAUGCCGCGGCCUGGCAAUCGACUUGACUUAGCCAUUCAGCAAACCAGAGAAGCCCUCGGCGAUGAUCUCAACGCAUCGUUGUUGGUUAUAACCAAUUCCGUUUCUGACGAUCCAUCGCAGAUCGAAUCGGCGAAAGAGCAGUUAUCAGGAAUGCCGGUUCAGUUCCUCGCAGCAACGCAGGAAGAUUCUAGCGAUUGGAAUUCCAUUCAAAAGGUGGCCCGGGCACUACGAGCACCCUGCCGUGCGUUGGCAGUAGAUGAUGCCGAUAUCGAAGCGAUCGUUCGUUAUUCAGAGUCGUCGUCAAUUGCAUCGGUAACCGGCAGCGAUCGGCAAUGGAGGCCGUUCAUGAGACCUAUCACCCUUUUGCUGGCGAUGACGUGGGCCAGCUUGUGGUACACGCCCGACCAACUUGGGCAAUACUACUUCGACCGAGGCGAAUUUGCGGAAGCCGCGAAGUCGUUUGAAGACUCGAUGUGGAAAGGGGCGGCUCUGUAUCGCGAUGGCGAAUUCGAACAAGCAGCUCAAGAGUUUUCACACAGUUCGUCCGAUAUCGCGAAGUUCAACGCCGGCAACGCGUGGCUUUUCCGCGGCAAGUACGACUUGGCGAUUGCCAGCUAUGAGAAAGCCUUAGAGCUUCGGCCAGAUUGGAAGGAAGCCCAAGAGAACAUGGCCAUUGCUAAAGUACGUGCCGAUAAAAUCAAACGAGAAGGGGGCGAUCUUGGCGAUCAACAGGAAGGCGCGGACAAAAUUGUCUUCGACAAAAAGAAAGAAGGAGGCCAAGAUACCGACGUCAGCGGCGACAAAGCGACCUCCGAUUCGGCUGUACAAGCGAUUUGGUUACGUCAGGUUCAAACCAAUCCGGCCGACUUUUUGAAAGCCAAGUUCUCGUACCAAUCUGCCCAACAACCGGAGAGUCUAUUGUCGAUAUGGCUUUCGGCGGCGUAUGUUUCCGCGGAAGACUUGCAGCCGGUGGAAGCCAAUAUUGCCGUCGAGAAAGCUUGGGUUGGACAACGUAUCCCUUUUCGUGUGGUGCUACGUGCGAAAGGGUCGUUCGAAGGCGCCCCCAGCUUUUCGAUGCCGCAAAUUCCUCAAACGGUGAUUGUGAAGAUUGGGAGCCCAACCGUUUCCUCCAAACAGCAUGACGACGAAACUUGGUUUGCUCAGUCGCAUACGUUCGCCAUCUUCUCGCAGGCCGCCGGAACGCUGACCAUUCCCGCGUUUCCUGUGCGAUUCAGUCACCAUGAAGGCUUCACUGGUCCCGUUCAAGACGAAGAACAUCAGGUUCCCGAAGUCACUGUUGUCGUAGAAGACCCGCCCGGCCGACCGAGUGAUCAAUUCAUUGUAUCGACCAAUCAACUUGAGAUUGCGGAAACCUGGAAGCCCCAGCCAGGAAAGUUCAAGCAAGGGGAUAUUGUCGCGCGAACGAUUACUCAGACUGCGAAAAACAUGACAGGGAUGGCCUUGGCUCCGCCUAUGGAAAAUGCCCCCAGCAGUGUGAGUCUCUACCCGAGCUCGCCAAGCGUUCACGAUAAAACGGACCGUGGCGAUUUAGUCGGGCAGAGGAUUGAUACGUUGAAGUAUCGCUUCGACCAGCCCGGCACGGUGAUCAUACCUGAGUCGACUUACACCUGGUGGGACCCUGAUAAAAAGCAGUUCGGUAAGAAGACAUUGCCAGCAGCAACUUUCGAGGUGGAAGCUGUCCAGCAAACGACCACGGCCGGAUCGCCAGCAAGCGAGAAUGGAUGGCGAUGGAUGGCUCUCUUGCUACUGCUUCUCGGCACAGUGGGCAUUUUGUUCUGGCAACGUGAAUGGUUGUUCGAUCGCUAUCGAAAACUGCACGCCGUGAUCUAUCCGCCGCACAAAGUCGCCGCGAAGAAGCUGCUGCGUGCUUGUCAACGAAACGAUCUCGUCGAGGCGGAGCAUGCCUGGGCCGAGUGGCAGAACCUUCAGGAAGCCAGUUUUACCCCUUCGUCUGAUCUUGCCGCGACGGUUCACGGACUUCACGCCGCGCGUUACGGCAACGGUUCAUCCAGCGAUUGGAGUGGCGAAGCAUUGAGCCGUGCGUUUCGUUUGCAGUUGACCGAGGGCAAACAAAAACGGCGGCAACACGAGAACGCGCUGCCGCCGAUGAAUGUUUGA
This is a messenger RNA of Symbiodinium sp. CCMP2456, 2643 nucleotides long. NCBI's taxonomy places the organism in Eukaryota, Dinophyceae, Suessiales, Symbiodiniaceae. The record is from the annotation of a GenBank genome assembly.